AUGUCCAGUGCCGCAGAGAAAGCCAAGUAUUUACCAGUAGUUGUUGAAAAACCCAUCCCAGUCACUUUCGAUUUAGGCAAUUUGGCUGUUUUUGAUUCGAACACACUAGAUGCAAACGAAUUGGACUCAUCUAACGCCCAGAGAGAGCAAAACAUCCAAAGUAUCGUCCGUGACAAUGUGCAACUGAUGAUAAAUCAAAUUCUUUCGCUACCAUUGAGGACAACUACGGAUUCAAAUGGUUCAAGUGGACAAGGCUCUUCCAUGACACUUGUACAGCUUCCUGAGCCCACGAGUGAACUUCCCAGGGAAAAGCCGCUUCCAAAACCCAAACCACCUACGAAAUGGGAGCUGUUUGCUGCCAAGAAGGGUAUUAAGUCUAAGGAAAAGUCUGGCAAAAUGGUGUUUGACGAAGCUACCGGCAAAUGGGUACCCAAAUGGGGCUUUAAAGGUGCUAACAAGAAACUGGACGACCAGUGGCUGGUAGAAGUUGAUGAGAGCAAAAACAAGAAGGAGGGUGAUGAACUGAUUGAUCCACGUACGUUGAGCAGAACGGAAAGGAAAAUGCUCAUCAAGAAAAACGAAUUGCAGCAUAAGAGAAAUCUGAAAGAGAACAAAUAA
This is a messenger RNA of Lachancea mirantina, 618 nucleotides long. The record is from the annotation of a GenBank genome assembly. NCBI's taxonomy places the organism in Eukaryota, Fungi, Ascomycota, Saccharomycetes, Saccharomycetales, Saccharomycetaceae.